GUUUCUCUGCCACCGACCGAGUUACAGAAGGGUUCAACUCGGUUAGCUUACAACGAGUCCUCACAAAACUCUUCAAACCCUUUCUCUUUAUUUAGGUAGCCGCUACUAAGAAAUCGAUCUUUCCUUUCGUCAUCCGUCAUGAAAUCGUUUUGAUUCAUUAAUCUAUAUAUCCGUUUCGUUGUUAUCACACUGAAAUCCUAAAAUCUGUGAUCCGAUCUUGAAAAACAUGGGGGAUUACAAUGAUGCGUUCAUGCGCAACAACAACGCUGCCGUUCAGGCUCGAACGAAGCAACAGAACCGAGCUAAUCUCAUGCAAAUGAAGCUGAUUGGACAGAGUCAUCCAACAGGAUUGACUAAUAAUCUGUUAAAGCUUUUUGAGCCACGACCUCCUCUGGAGUAUAAACCGCCUCCUGAGAAGAGAAAAUGUCCACCAUACACAGGCAUGGCACAAUUUGUUAGCCACUUUGCUGAGCCCACUGAUCCUGAAUAUGCUCCACCAGUAGAAAAGGGUGAAACACCUGGCCAACGGAGGGCUAGAAUUCACCAGUUAAGACUAGAAGAGGGUGCAAGAAAGGCAGCUGAGGAGCUUGAGAAAUAUGAUCCAAACAGCGAUCCAAAUAUCUCUGGAGAUCCAUACAAGACAUUGUUUGUUGCUAGGCUUAACUAUGAGACAACAGAGAGCAGAAUUAAAAGGGAGUUUGAGGCAUAUGGGCCAAUCAAACGGGUAGGUUUUGUAGAGUACCCUAAAAAGGGGCUCAAGGUUAUAGCCUUUUGUUCGGUAAGAGUCCCUGGUAAGGGGAGGGUAGUUUGUUGGAGAAAUUGGCCACAAAUUCUAGCAGUGAUGAUGAUGAUUGAUGCAUCUAUUCUCGCCUCGGGAGCCUAUAAAUUAAAAGGUUCGCUUGAUUGCUGAUAAAGAGACGAAUAAACCACGAGGAUACGCUUUCAUCGAGUACAUGCAUACACGCGAUAUGAAAGCUGCAUAUAAACAAGCGGAUGGAAGGAAGCUUGAUAACAGAAGAGUGCUUGUGGAUGUUGAACGUGGAAGAACCGUUCCUAACUGGCGGCCACGUAGACUUGGUGGUGGACUUGGGACCACCAGGGUUGGUGGUGAAGAAGUCAACCAGAAGAACUCCGGGAGAGAACAACAGCAAUCAGGAGGAGCAUCUCGAUCCGUAGAGCCAAGAGCAACUGAAGAGCGAGGAGAUAGAGAGAGGGAGAAGUCGCGUGAGCGCGAAAGGGUGGUUAAGGAAAGAUCACGCGAGCGGUCCCACGACAAGCCAAGAGAGCGGGAACACCGCGACGACCGGCACCGGGACCGCGACCGUGACCGUGAUCGAACUGGUCGGGACCGCGACCGACACCGUGAUCGCGACCGCGACCGUAGCGGUCGUGACCGGGGGGACCGUGAGCGCGACCGUAGCAGUCGUCACCGUGAAAAGGAUCGUGACAAAGAUUACGAGGUGGGAGAUGUUGAUGCGUUGGAUCGUGGGAGGUCGCGUGAUAAGGAUUAUGAGUAUGAUCGCAGUGAAAGACAUGAGAGAGAUAAACAUGGAGGAGGGGAUAAUGUUAGGGGGAAAAGCUAUGAUGAUCGUGAUCGUGGGGAUAUGGAGGAGUGGUAUGAGCAAGGUGAGCAUGGGAAUAGUAAGCGUGUGGAUGCGGAGCGUGAUAUGGGAGGUGUUGGUGGAGGGUAUGAUUAUUAUGAUGAGGAGAGGUAUGAACAUCAGGAUCAUGAUCGGUAUGAUCAGAUGGAGGAUGAUGUGUAUGAGCCAGGAAAGGUGGAACCGCGUGAUAAGGAUCGUGAACGUGAGUAUAGGCGAUCGGACAGGUCGCUCUCUCGGGACUAUGAGUAUUAAGUACUGAAAGCAUAAGAUGGAUGCACGUAUGUGUUUUGUUUUUGUUUGUGUGUGUUGUUAUGGACCCUUGGAUUUAACUUUUGUGGGUGGUAUUGGAUU
Lactuca saligna is the source of this 1952-nucleotide messenger RNA. NCBI's taxonomy places the organism in Eukaryota, Viridiplantae, Streptophyta, Magnoliopsida, Asterales, Asteraceae. The record is from the annotation of a GenBank genome assembly.